AUGACCGACGCGAUCCCCGUCGUUUCAUUCGAAAGGUUUCUCAAGGGCACUCGUGCCGAUCAGCAAGAGGUAGCGAAACAGGUCUACGAUGCCUUUUCGACUGUUGGAUUCAUAUACUUGAAAGACACGGGUAUAUCGCAAGCUAGAGUCGAUGAGAUUUUUGAAUUGGCCGAAACGUUCUUCUCGCUCCCCCUCGACCAAAAACUCAGUUACAAACUCUCGUCGGCGUCGACCAACCAAGGCUACACGGCCGACGGGGCCGAAGGGAUCAACGACCACAAAGAAUGCUACGAGCACCGCCGGUUCGCCAACCCGCUGUGUCCCUCGUCGACGGCGCUCCCGGGGUUCAAGGACACGCUGGACGGCUUCUACUCUGAAUGCCUGACGCUGUCGUUGGGGGUCCUCAAGUGUCUCGCCAUGGCGCUCGGCCUGGGCGACGACUUCUUCGCGCCCAUCACGGCCCACGCCGACCCGCAGCUGCGCCUGAUCCACUACCCGCCGCUGCACCGCGACGUGAUCGACGCGCAGGGCCACGCGCGCAUCAUGCCGCACACCGACUUCGGGCUGUGCACGCUGCUCUUCCAGGACGGCACGGGCGGCCUGGAGAUCGACCCUGCCCACGACGGCGAGUUCGUCCCCGCCCCGCCCGUCGCCGGCACCGUGCUGGUCAACAUCGCCGACAUGCUCCAGCGCUACACCAACGGCCGCGUCAAGAGCACGAGACACCGCGUCGUGAAGCCCGCCGCCCAGGACGGGUUCGUCGGCGACAUCUUGCCCGCCCGCUACAGCAUUCCGUUCUUCGUCCACCCGGACCCGGAGACCAUCAUCGACCCCAUCACCCUGACGGAGGGCGAGGUCAAGCUCUACGAACCCAUCAACGCGGGUGAAUGGAGGAUUUGGAAUACCACGAAAGAUUAUAAACUCAAGGACGACUCUGCAAACGGCGGAAGGGUGUUUCAGGAGAUGGGCGGCGUCGUCGAGGUCGCUACUUGA
This is a messenger RNA of Exophiala spinifera, 993 nucleotides long. RefSeq lists its product as uncharacterized. Gene Ontology annotation, molecular function: dioxygenase activity. The record is from RefSeq and is a predicted model, not a curated record. The transcript is spliced from 2 exons. Bases 1 to 993 code for a protein of 330 amino acids. NCBI's taxonomy places the organism in Eukaryota, Fungi, Ascomycota, Eurotiomycetes, Chaetothyriales, Herpotrichiellaceae.